Penicillium brevicompactum is the source of this 324-nucleotide messenger RNA. RefSeq lists its product as uncharacterized. The coding region runs from base 1 to 324 and encodes 107 amino acids. The transcript has a single exon. The record is from RefSeq and is a predicted model, not a curated record. Lineage: Eukaryota; Fungi; Ascomycota; Eurotiomycetes; Eurotiales; Aspergillaceae.
AUGAAAUGGCCACUAAAGAUAGAAGGUUUCGACGUAAAGCGUACUCUUUGCUUCCCGCCUUUGCAUGGUAUUGCCAGUGUUUUGCAUGGACGGCCUCCCGCAUGGACGGCCUCCCGCAUGGAUGGCCUCCCGCAUGGACGGCCUCCCGCAUGGAUGGCCUCCCGCAUGGACGGCCUCCCGCAUGGACGGCCUCCCGCAUGGAUGGCCUCCCGCAUGGAUGGCCUCCCGCAUGGACGGCCUCCCGCAUGGACGGCCUCCCGCAUGGAUGGCCUCCCGCAUGGACCGACCACCUUCUCGGAAUUCAUGGAAUUAUUGCGAAUAUAG